This is a messenger RNA of Maylandia zebra (zebra mbuna), 801 nucleotides long. It is a transcript of the gene tmem14ca, whose product is annotated as transmembrane protein 14Ca. The record is from RefSeq and is a predicted model, not a curated record. Gene Ontology annotation, cellular component: mitochondrial membrane. NCBI's taxonomy places the organism in Eukaryota, Metazoa, Chordata, Actinopteri, Cichliformes, Cichlidae. Gene Ontology annotation, biological process: regulation of heme biosynthetic process.
ACAGUGUCAGUGUUUUAGAGUGCUGCUUAAGAUUUAAUCUACUUUCAAAGUUUACGGGGUGACUGUUAACAGUGGUUUCGGCGAUAUUGUGUAACUUCUGAGUGUGUGGUGCAGCAGUGAUGCUAGUUUGUGCUAAGGCUCAGUAAAGCAGUCUGGCUUAUCUACUAAGCCAGACACACACACGCCCCUUUUUUCUUUAACGACUUCUGAUCAAAAGCUGACAAACUACGGCUGCGGUGUGUGACAGCGGGAACAUUCCUACAAUGUUUUCACUUUUUCUGUUGGUUCCGUUAAUGCUCAGUGACAGCUCUGUGUUGCAGGACUCGGACAGCUCCUUAAGUAUUUUUACACCAGUGUCCAACAUGACUGUGGAUUGGGUAGGAUAUGGAUACGCCACGCUUGUAGCAUCUGGAGGAGUCAUUGGUUACGUGAAAGCAGGCAGUGUUCCCUCCCUAGCUGCUGGGCUGCUGUUUGGGGGCUUUGCAGGUUUUGGAGCUUACCAGGUCUCAAAUGAUCCUAAAAAUGUUUGGGUGUCACUAGCUGCAUCAGGAGCACUGACUGGUAUCAUGGGGAAGCGGUUUUAUGGAUCGAGGAAGUUCAUGCCAGCUGGUCUGAUGGCUGUAGCAAGUGCUCUGAUGGUGGGGAAGCUUAGCUUGGCGUUGCUCCAGAAACCUGUACAGUCCUGAUGAAGUUAAUAUGUUGAAAUAUCAAUUCCCAUCAGCUCCUGUGGCUCUUUUCAGAAGCACCCUCUCAGCAUUUGCCAUUUAUGCCCAGAAUCAUGUCCUUUUGUUUAAAAAAAAA